GCAAUGGAUCACUCUGAUAUUCUUCUGGUUUACUUUGCCGUGGUCGUGUGCUCAAGCUCUGUCGCUGUGUUGGCUCUGCAAUGUCCGAGUUGCCACCGGGUGCAGAAUGUGAACCAGUGUCGGAUACGAACAGAGAACUGCAGCAUCUACCAAGAAGUGUGUAUCGGGGUUUUGAAUGAAUGGCACGUGACCAUGGGCUGUGGCACCAUAAAGAGAUGCGAUUAUGAUGACCUACAAGACACGACUGACUGUAGAGGGACACACCCAUUUGGACCCAGGGACAGGUGCACGGUGUGCUGUACUGGGGACAUCUGCCAGUCCAGGAUGACACACAUACAACACGGGUUAGAUACGGUGCCUGGUGUGAUCCAUUGCCCAGUUUGUGAUAACGAACACGACCCUCAAAGAUGCUUGGACAAUAUCAUACCCUGUGAAUCUCACCACAAAACAUGUGAAAUUAAGAACGCUGAUGGGAAAUGGUCAGCUACAUGUUCCCACAACUCGUCGUGCAUCCAUCCACCCAAUCUGUAUCCAACAGACUGCACUCAAGACAAAGGGCACAAAGAGUGUGUAUAUUGUUGCAACGAUCAGACUUGUCUUGACUAUGCAUUUGGCAUAAAGCAACUCCCUACAACUUCACCGACAAGCACCAGCGUCGCAGGUACUUCAGCAACGUUGACGUUUGCUCCACCGUCCUCAUGCCGUGACCAGUCUCUGUUCCCUUGUCACAGAGCUGUUGGAGCGGCUUGUUCAGACCCUGACAUAUCCGUUGAAUUCUGUCCGCUGUCGUGCGGUAUUUGUAAAGUCCAGCAUGUGAUUGACUUCAACAUCUGGAGAGCAUAG
Molecule: messenger RNA, 843 nt
Organism: Haliotis rubra (blacklip abalone)
Lineage: Eukaryota; Metazoa; Mollusca; Gastropoda; Lepetellida; Haliotidae
Exons: 8
Coding region: 4-843 (279 amino acids)
Source: RefSeq, a predicted model, not a curated record